Molecule: messenger RNA, 3069 nt
Organism: Conger conger (European conger)
Lineage: Eukaryota; Metazoa; Chordata; Actinopteri; Anguilliformes; Congridae
Product: C-terminal-binding protein 2-like
Exons: 11
Coding region: 300-1649 (449 amino acids)
Molecular function (GO): transcription corepressor activity; oxidoreductase activity, acting on the CH-OH group of donors, NAD or NADP as acceptor; NAD binding
Source: RefSeq, a predicted model, not a curated record
GGCCUGACCUCCUCUUUUGCAGUUUUCAUGGCGAUCUGAAGAAGGGGAAAGGCUUGCAAGCCCACUCACAUUGAUUCUGCAAUAAUCGGGAGAGAUUUGACUGGAGAACUCAAGCAGAUGUAUUAUGGGAAGAGACUAACUAGACAGCGAUACACUGAGGCAGAUAGAUUGUGAUAAACAUACACGGAAACUCUGAAGGUGUUCUGCAGUUACUUCUGUUCUGUGCAGAGAGAAUUGUUGUUUUGUGGAUAGCCUAGCUGAGACAGCGUUGGGUUGACCUAGGUGAAGAUCACCGGCCAAUGGCACUGAUGGAUAAACACAAAGUCAAAAGACAGAGAUUGGACCGCAUCUGUGAAGGCAUUCGCCCCCCCAUUCUGAACGGGCCGCUGCACCCCCGCCCCCUGGUGGCGCUGCUGGAUGGGCGGGACUGCACCGUGGAGAUGCCCGUCCUCAAGGACGUGGCCACCGUGGCGUUCUGCGACGCCCAGUCCACCCAGGAGAUCCACGAGAAGGUGCUGAACGAGGCGGUGGGUGCUCUGAUGUACCAUACCAUCACGCUCUCGCGGGACGACCUGGACAAGUUCAAGGGGCUGCGCAUCAUCGUGCGCAUCGGGAGCGGCUACGACAACGUGGACAUCAAGGCCGCGGCCGAGCUGGGCAUCGCGGUGUGUAACGUCCCGGCCUCGUCGGUAGAGGAGACGGCGGACACGGCUCUGUGCCUGAUCCUGAACCUGUACCGGCGGGUCACCUGGAUGCACCAGGCCCUGCGCGAGGGCACCCGCGCCUCCAGCGUGGAGCAGAUCCGCGAGGUCGCCGGCGGCGCCGCCCGAAUCCGCGGAGAGACGCUGGGCAUCAUCGGCCUGGGACGGACGGGCCAGGCGGUGGCUCUGCGGGCGAAGGUUUUCGGGUUCAGCGUGAUCUUCUACGACCCGUACCUCCCCGAUGGGGUGGAGAGAUCCCUGGGCCUGCAGCGCAUGCCCACCCUGCAGGACCUGCUCAUGCACUCCGACUGCGUGUCUCUACACUGCAGCCUCAACGAGCACAACCACCAUCUCAUCAACGACUUCACCAUCAAACAGAUGCGUCAGGGUGCGUUCCUGGUGAACACGGCCAGGGGGGGGCUGGUGGAUGAGAAGGCCCUGGCCCAGGCGCUGAAGGAGGGCCGGAUACGGGGGGCCGCCCUGGACGUCCACGAGACGGAGCCCUUCAGCUUCUCGCAGGGCGUGCUGAAGGACGCUCCUAACCUCAUCUGCACGCCGCACUCAGCCUGGUACAGCGAGCAGGCCUCUGUGGAGGCCCGGGAGGAGGCGGCCAGGGAGGUGCGCCGCGCCAUCACAGGACGCAUCCCAGACAGCCUGAAGAACUGUGUGAAUAAGGAGUAUCUGAUGGCCACGCCCCAGUGGCCCGGCAUGGACCCCGCCUCCGUCCACAGCGAGCUCAACGGAGCCGCCGCGUACAGGUUCCCUGCGGGUCUGGUUGGGGUCACAGCGGGCGGGUUGUCAGGAGCCGGGGCGGCGGUGGAGGGGAUUGUUUCGGGGUCCCUGCCCAUGGCCCAUGGCAUCGCCCCCGUGUCCCGCCCCCCUCACACCCCGUCGCCAGGACAACCCUCGAAGGCGGAGACAGACCGGGACAUCCCAGCUGACCAAUAACCCCCCUCCACGAAAAAAAAAGAGAAAAAUAUCCAAUAGCACCUCCACAUUCCGUCACCCGCGGAAACACCCCCGACCUUUUCACGGGCAGAUUGACUCUGGCGUCCCGGUCCGAUCUUGUCCAAUUCUGGUCCAGUCCCACAGAACCAAACAGGACACGUCUCAUGAGGGACCCGUCAGAUGUCUCUCCUUCCAUCGUUCCUCUCUCUCGCUCUCUCUCUCUGUCACACUCCUCUUUUCAUCCUCUUUCCUUUUUUCUCAACGUGUCGUAAGCAAUAACAGUCUUCUCAAGGAUUUGGCUCUUUCUAGUUUUGCCUUCGUCUCUCUCUGUCUCUCUUACAUGUCAAGGUGUUCCUUUCUGUCUUGUCUGAUGAGAGUUUUGUCUAGAUUAACUCAGUCUAGUUUUCUUAGAAGUGCAUUUGGACUGAAGUACUGAAAAUUUUGGACAAGGUUAAGCAUGUGGCAGAAUAUUUUUCCCUUCAAAAUCCCAAUUGGAUGUGUAAGCUUUUCCUGACUGGGAUUUGGAAUUUAAACUAAUUUCUAACAUUCAGAAAGAAGGGUGAGGUAAACCUGGACACGAUCACCUCUUCUGGCAGCCUUUAUACCGAUUCAUCCACCUUUAGUGUUUCUCUCCGGUGAAAUGUGUGAAUGCCCCGCCCGUUAUACCUGCGUUUGGGGUGCUUUUGACCUACUUCCUCUUCCUGUGUCAGAGGUCAGAGGUCGGCUGUGCGUCCCUGUUCACACUGAACCUCCAGACCCACAAACCUGAAGUUGAUCAUAGGGGGGAGAUUGAGGAUUUUGGCAUCGCUGUUCCAUUGUAGUUGCAGCUCGGGGGUUUUAUAAGUCUCUAAAACUGAACUAUUCUCCUCGCCCCAUACUUCCAGAUAGGAGUAGCCGAGUGGAGGAAAGAGGAUACAUUGUGUGGAGUAAUGGGACUCAUUCUGGUUAGCUACUGAAUUGACGGCUGACUGCUGUGCACUAGAGUACAGGGGCUUCCCCCGGGACAUGGUGUGAUGUGGUGUUCAGGCCACCUGGUGGCGCCUGUCUUUAUUCUCAGCCUGCACUAGCAGCUCAUCUCCGACAUUUAAUGCAGCAGGGCAGGUCUCUGUGGUGCCUGCAAACACAACGGCCUCCAGGGCCAGAGGAGGAAUGCGCGGUGCUGUCCGCUAACGCCACUAACUUCCAAAAGACUUGGUUGGGUUUACUUCUGUUCAAACACGCACUCGUUCUCUCCUCCUCUUUCCAUCUUCUGCCUCUCUCUCUCUCUCUCUCUUUUCCCUCCCUUCAUCGUCACGGUCGCAUCUCCUAAAAGCCCCGCCCUACCUUGUGACACGGUGGAACUCGGGAGCGACGUCGCCCUGGCAACGCUCGAGAGUUCUGGAGCUUUGAGCAGCACGUGGUCCAAACCUGGGAACCCCCC